UCUCCCUCAAAACAACACAGAACUAAAUAAGUUUGCAAGCAGCGGCGGAGACACUCUGCUCAACACGUUCAUCUUUUCAGAAACUGUGUUGAAACAAACGUCUGUGACCUGCGGUAACCGGAGGAGAGAGACACGACGCCGAGGUGGGCCACCUGAUCCAGGGAGAGGGAUUUAUUUUCCUUCUGCAUUCCUGAUGGAGUCGUACAGAGUGACUGGCAUUCCUAACAGCGGACCACAGCGGGGCCACACUCAGCCGUCCCGCUCCUCCAGGCCCCACAGUAAUGGAGCUGGCACAUACGGUCUCAGCAUCCGUGUCCAGGGUAUAGAUGGACACCCCUAUGUAGUUCUCAACAAUCAGGACAGAGGUCCUCAAUCUUUUUUUGACCCUGACAGUAAUGGGUACAUCGACACAGAGGGCUCUUUUAUUGAGAACUACCAGGAGUAUGAUUUCAGGGUAGGAAAGGAGGCUGGAUCCAUCAGCCCCUUCAUGGAGUACAGGUCUCAGAAGAUGAGUUACACUGGCCCUCAAAAUGGCAUCACAGAUUCACAAGGAAAGAAACCAUCCACCCUUCUGAACUUUCAGAAGCACCCUGAGAUACUGCAGCCGUAUGAUCCAGAGAACAACUCCCUGAACAUCGACGGCUUCCACAGCCUUCCUUCGAGACCUCUGGCUGAGACUGGAAACCAGAGUUCCUCCUCCAGAUCUUCUGCACCUGAACCGUCCAGCGCCAGGUCAUCAAGCUUAGACAGGACAAAAACUCCAGUACAGCAAGAGAAACGGCAACUUCCAUCCCAGAGCCUGAGUGAAACGGCACCUCCUAGGCCUAAGACACAAUCCCAGUCUUCACCUCCAGCCCAGGUCGCUCAGCCUCAGUCCAGGCCGCACUCACAGCUGGCUCAGCCGCAAUCCAAACCACGUCUCGGCAACCUGAAUCCACCUCAGUCCAAGCCAGGCUCUAAAACUCAGCAGACACCAGUGGCUCCAGCUCAGCCACAGCCCUCCACGCUGUCGAGUCCCACCAGUGAGCAGAGGAAGUCGUCAUGCAGAUCCCCCACCUCAACCAACUCAAGUCUUGAACGCACCCGCCAUGAGCCUGAUGUGCUUCCUCUACGCAGGACCGACUCCAGUGGUCCAGUUCUUCAGUCCUCGUCCCGUUCCCGCCACUCCUCCUCAUCUUCCACCUCCAAGACUCCGUAUGAGGAGCAGUUGGAUGCCCUGUACUCAGAUUCCAUCAACCGCCACGAGAACCGCCGCUACAUCCCUUUCCACCCAGGUUCAGGCAGAGACAUCGACACAGGCUCCAUUCCUGGUGUCGACGAGCUCAUUGAGAAGUUUGAUGGCAAAGAUGGCAGCCACCAGCGCAGGGGCAGGGCGGGGCGCAGAAACAGGAUCAAUCUAGAGGACAGGAAGCGUUCGCGUAGCGUGGAUAGCGCAUUCGGCCUGCGAGAUGGCUCUAGUGACUUGGAUGGGUUUAGCCGCCAGCGAGGCACAUCAAUGGAACAUGUGCUGCGGCCCUCACAGCUACGGCUGCAGAAAACAACCGGCAGUCAGGACUCUUGGCUCAUGGUUGUAGAUGGUAAGAGCGAUUCCAGGGCUUCAUCUCGUGUUGCCAGCGCACCCGGCUCCCCGCAGAGCACCAUCUCAAAAGGCGCCGGCGCCAUUCAAGGUUACAAAAAGCCACAGACUCGCACCUCCUCACUGCCAUUCAAGAGUAAAGAGAGCGAGGACAGUGCAUCUUCAGCUGGAAAGGUUUCGACAUCAUCGCUGUCAACAUCGCUAUCAAAGCCGUCGUCCACUGCAGACAAAAAAUCCAGUGCAGAGGCAGGCGUUCAGAUGACACCUGAUCUUCUGAAAGGUCAACAGGAGCUUUCACAACAAACACAUGAAGAGACAGCAAAACAAAUUUUGUUCAAUUACCUUAAAGAUGGAAGCAACGAUAAUGAUGAAACAACGAAGCGAAAGGUCAACCUUGUCUUUGAGAAGAUACAGACGUUGAAGUCUCGGGCCACGGCAAGCGCACAAGGCGACAACAAAUCCCUGGACUUUGCUGCACAGACCAAAGCCCUACAGGAGCAAAAUGAAGAACUGGGGAAAGAAAUGAACGAAUUGAAGAGACAACUUGAGGAACAAACAAAGAAGAAUCAGGCUGACAAAAGGGCAGUUGCAAGUUUGAAGGAGCUGCAGCAGGAGCUGGAGCGGAGUGAGGAGGAGUGCAAACGCUUGAAGGAAAAACUAGCCAAAACAGAGGGCGAGCUCCAGACCACAGUGGAAGAGCUGUUCCAGGUGAAGAUGGAGAGGGAGCAAUACCAGACAGAGAUCAGAGAUCUGCAGGACCAGCUGUCAGAGAUGCACGAUGAGCUCGACUCAGCCAAGAAGGCAGCCACAGAUGGAGAGAAAGACAUCAUUAUGGCGGACAUGAUGCAGCUGAAGGUGGAGAUGCAGGAAGUCCUUAUGGCCAAGGAGGAGCAGGAGGAGGUGCUGAGGAGGCGAGAGAGAGAGCUGACAGCUCUGAAAGGAGCCCUGAAGGAGGAAGUGGCCGCUCAUGAUCAGGAGGUGGACAAGAUGAAGGAGCAGUAUGAGAAGGAAAUAACCAGGCUGCAGACGUCUUUGGUGGAAGCCAAGCAGAGCAGCGCAGCAGUGGUCCGUGAGAAGGCUGAAGUGGAGGCAGCCAAGGGUGCAGUGGAGGGCCAAGCAGGACGACUGACCCUUGAGACUGAGCGGCUGCGCAGACGGGCACAGGAGCUGGAAAAUGAGGUGGCCAAACUCAACCGCAUCAUCGAUGAGGCCAAGCUACAGGAGAGCAGGCAGGGGGACAGAGCCGGCCGACUGGAGAGAGAGAAAAAUCAAAUGGAAGAAUCUCUAGCUGAAAUAAAGGAACAAGCAGAGGAGAUGUCGCGUGCCAAUCGAGCAUUGACCGUUCGGUUGGAGGAUGUUCAGAGGAACUUUUCCAAACUGAGCAUUGAACACAAGGACAUGGAGGAGAGGUUACAAGAGGAGAGGAUUCAGAAGGAGAAGUUCAAGAACAUGAAGAACGACAUGGAGGAUGAGAGGAGGCUGCUGGACCGCACAGUGGAGAAACUUCAGAAAGAAAUGAAUGAUAUCGUUGAGGCGUCACAGUCGUCAACUUUGGAGCUCCAGGAGCAGAUUAAUAUUUAUAAAGAAAACAAUCGGCGGGAGCUGACAGACCUGCAGAGGCUUCUGAAGGAGCGAGGACAGGAGCUGGACAAGUGUCUGCUGGCUACCAAAACCCUGCAAGAAGAGUUGUCACACCGGGAGGAGGAACUGCGACAGUGUCAGAGGGAGCGAGAUGAGGCCGUGCUUACGGAGAAGACGCUGGAGGAAAAGGUUCGUGGCCUGGAGGAGGAGGCAGAGAAAAAGGCCAACGCUAAAGAUGACAAAGCUCGACACAUCAAACUCAUGGAGGACCGGAUCGCUCAGCUGGAGUUGGACCUGGAGGAGGAGCGUCAGAGUGGAGACCAGCUGAUGGACAGGAUAGACAGAGGAAGAGAGCAGGUGGAGCAGAUGAGGAUGGAAGUCCUGCAGGAGAGGGCUAGCAGACAGGACCUGGAGUGUGACAAGAUGGCUCUGGAGAGACAGACCAAAGACCUGAAGAGCAGAGUGGCUCAUUUAGAGAGCUCCCACAAGUCCAACAAAGAGGGCCUGGUGGCCCAGCUGGAGAAUCGCAUACAGGAGCUGGAGGAGAGGCUGGAGGGGGAGGAGAGGGAGCGUGCCAACCUGCAGCUGGUGAACCGCAGGCUAGAGAGGAAGGUAAAAGAGAUGAUGAUGCAAGGUGAAGAAGAACAUAACUCCUUACAAGAUCAAAAGGACCAGUUGAAUCUGCGUCUAAAGGCCUUGAAGCGUCAGAUGGACGAGGCUGAAGAGGAGAUCGACAGACUUGAGCACAGCAAGAAGAAGCUGCAGAGAGACCUGGACGAGCAGCAGGAGGUCAACGAGCAGCUCCAGAGUCAGCUCAAAGCUCUGCGCAGCGAGAUCAGGCGUAAGGGCAACUCUGCUCCACUGCUCAACACGCUGGAGGAUGACGACGAUGAUGACAUCAGCACCGACGGGGAGACGUACUUCAGCUCAUCACUGGGGUACAAGCGCUCCUCAAGUCAGGACAACAUCUUGUCGACAUUUACUUUGUAAAUGAACUCUGAGGUGGGAGAUAAAGCUACUUUAUAUGCAUCACUGUUGGACCAAAUAGCUGGAGAUCUGUGCCAUGUGCUUUUUUUUUUAAAAAAAAAACUGUAGAUAUUACACCAAAAACAUCUGUGUGAUAAAUUCCGGGUACAGUCUCAAUCUUAUUCACUCAGUAUUAUUGGAGCACCUCUGAGAACAAUGGAUGAAAUCAUAAAAGUCUCUAUGUUUUAGACCGUCCCGUAGAAAUUAAAUGUAUAUACUGUUUAAUUUUUGCAUUUCCCACAUUAAGUCUUAUGUAAAUUUGUCCUUUUUUACUCUGAGGGGAUUUGACUUUGUUAACAGAUUACACAUGAUUAUCCUAGCGUUAGCAAACUUGAAAACGCACUCUUUAAUGCACUGUAAAACAAUGCAACCAGUACUGCCUUUUGUGAACAAUAUGAGGUUAUUAACGCUGACUUUUUUUUAUGCCUAUCAAAUAUGUUAAAAUUACAUACAGUAUCUGAAUAUAAUUUUUUUAUAUCAUUCAGUUAAAUAAAAUAUAUUUACUUUUUUUUUAAAUGAUAAUCAAAUCCGAGUAUAUGAAGUGAGGAUUGCCAGGAUGUUUUUCUUUAUUUAUUCAUGGUUGAAUACACAAACUCCUGGCUCAAUGAGGGUUUUAGGGAACCAUAAAUGAGGGACUUUGUACACAUCCAUUUUAUACAGUUUUUUUAAUACAAAUCAUAGAUACAUGAAAAUAUUAUCAACAGACAUUUUUUUUGUAAAUUUAUCACACAGGUUACUCCAAAUAUUAGUGACACCACAGUAUUGUUUUUAUAUCCAAUGGAAAAGGCUGCUUCAUGCAAUCAUGUGGCAAUACCUUGAUUGAUGGUAUUUAGUCUUUUCAGUGAUUAUUGAUUAUGAAUCAGACUUCUGGCAGUUACAGCACUGGGCAAAGUCACACAUAUCAAAACAACUAUAUCUCAAGAUAUUUUUAAACUGGAAACAUUUUGAUUUAACUUCAUCUCUGGGUAUUUCUUUCCUGAUUGGGUCAGUGUGGACUCUUAAAUCGGUUUAAGUCUUUUUGUUUAACUUCAUAGGUGUGUUUGAAAGCCUUGCAAUGCUUUGUACAUGAGCAGGCCUCCCCCAGUUUUCCUUGAACUAAAUGAGGGAAUUUCUUCAGAUGAGAUAAACUGACGUUUGAUGUUUUGCUACACUGUGAUGAUUUGCACUCUCUGUUGGCUCCACGCUGAACUCGUCCAAGUCUGACGCCUGUGGAGGGAGAGUUAAAUGAGACAAAUUGCUGCCACUACCUCUCUGCACACAUUUGUAUGUUCAUAAAUCCUGCUGAAACUAAAAUAAAGUUACUUCCAGUUA
Molecule: messenger RNA, 5494 nt
Organism: Plectropomus leopardus (leopard coralgrouper)
Lineage: Eukaryota; Metazoa; Chordata; Actinopteri; Perciformes; Serranidae
Gene: cgnl1
Product: cingulin-like 1
Biological process (GO): protein localization to cell-cell junction
Cellular component (GO): bicellular tight junction; myosin complex
Source: RefSeq, a predicted model, not a curated record